Molecule: messenger RNA, 1338 nt
Organism: Eruca vesicaria subsp. sativa (arugula)
Lineage: Eukaryota; Viridiplantae; Streptophyta; Magnoliopsida; Brassicales; Brassicaceae
Source: the annotation of a GenBank genome assembly
AUGUAUAAGAAUCAGUUACAGGAGCUAGCGCAGAGGAGCUGCUUCAAUCUCCCUUCGUACACUUGUUUAAGAGAAGGUCCUGACCACGCGCCGCGAUUCAAGGCCACCGUUAACUUUAACGGCGAGAUCUUUGAGAGUCCUCAGUACUGUUCUACUCUCCGUCAAGCUGAGCACUCUGCUGCUGAAGUUGCUCUUGGUGCUCUUUCUAAUCGUGGCCCUUCUCACUCUUUAGCCGCUAGGAUCUUGGAUGAGACGGGUGUGUACAAGAAUCUAUUGCAGGAAAUAGCUCAGAGAGUAGGAGCUCCUCUACCGAGAUACACAACAUUCAGGUCUGGUCUUGGACACCAGCCUGUGUUUACUGGUACUGUGGAGUUAGCUGGUAUCACAUUCACUGGAGAUCCGGCUAAGAACAAGAAGCAAGCAGAGAAGAAUGCUGCUAUGGCUGCUUGGUCUUCCCUUAAACAAUUGGCGAAAGAAACUUCAAGCACAAUGCCUGAGCCUGAGAACAUUGAUGAACUAGAGCAGGUGAUUAUAGCAAGAGCCUUGAUAAAUUAUCGUAUCAAGGAAAAUAUUGGCACGGGGAGUUCCUCGAGUGCCCCUGUUCCAUUUGCAAAGAAGUUUUUCACGCAAAGCCCUAGACCAACUAGUCCACAGCCUUCUCGUGCAGCCACAUCGAGAAUCUUGCCUUUCAUUUGCCCGCAACCUUCUUCUAGAAACAGAUCAGUAUCAGCAACUUCCGUGGAAAGAGCCAUAGCAUCUGCUUUGGAAAACCGCAACUACCGACCUCAGCAGAGAUUUGCAACUCCAGGAACAGCAGGAGCUCCACCUCCUCCUUAUGUUCCGAUGAGGCAUUUAAGAUCGCCGUGCCACCGUGGUAUGGCUCCACCGGUCACGAUCAGAACCUCUGUACCAGUCUUCUCUGCACCUCCAAGGCCUCCUCCACCUAAUGCAAACACUCAGCAGCAGCUACCUCCUGUGUAUGUCCCAUCCAUGAUGCGUACUGCUGCACCCGUGAGAAUCGCGCCACCUGUGACAAUCAGAACCUCGGUGCCUGUUUUUGCUUCUGCACCACAGAUUAGAAAGGAAGAGCCUUUACCUGUUAGGAAAGUGAAUAUCCAAAACCCUGCCAAGUCCAUGACUGAAGUAGCUGAAACCCCAGUCCAAGUAAAAGAGGAAAGAACAGCUCUAGUCUUGCCUGAUAGUCUUGAAAUUGAAGAAGAGGGAAGUGCUAAACCAGUUUCAGAGAAUGCAAAGGAGACAGAGAGAGCAGCUUUGAAGGACAUGAGAGGAGAGCCGGAAACAGCAAGAGAGCGGCUGGAGAAUCUCAAGAUCUGGUAG